AUGACGUCCAACUACGUCAAGAAUCGACUGCCGUCACCUAGAGUCGUACACAAGACCCCGUUUGAGAUUGCCUACAACUUGAAACCAAGCGUCAAGCACACGCGAGCAUUCGGGUGUCAGACGUACAUACUGACGCCAAAGGAGAAUCGACUCACGUGGGAUCCAAAGGCUCGCGCUGGCAUAUUCGUGGUUAUCAGUCGCGAUGUCAGCUUCGACGAGUCCACCUUUGGACUGCCGCUGCUGAUCACUGAUGAAGAUGCCGAUGACCUGGACUUCGAAUUGCUUGACCUCAAUGAUGAAGAGCCGCGUCUGGUGGAGUACAAGCAAACAGGCAAGCGCAAAAACCGCCUCAGUGAUGAAGAUACAGCAGCUCCACGACCGCGUGCAGUGCGUCAACGACCCGGACUAGAAAAGUCAAGCGCGCCGGAAAGCAACUCGUCACGCCAAGAAGAAGACGAAGAAACGAAGGAUUCUGAUGAAUCAACUCCGCCUGUGUUUUGUUGUGCGAAGCUCGAGUCAACGCGACUUCGCAGUGUGUUUUGUGCCGCCAAGCUUCCCAACGGACAACGCGCCAUUGGCACAAAAUGGGUGUUCAAGAUCAAGCUCAAGGCGGGUGGGUCAAUCGAGAAGUACUAG
Molecule: messenger RNA, 636 nt
Organism: Peronospora matthiolae
Lineage: Eukaryota; Oomycota; Peronosporomycetes; Peronosporales; Peronosporaceae
Source: the annotation of a GenBank genome assembly